Molecule: messenger RNA, 1197 nt
Organism: Caenorhabditis remanei
Lineage: Eukaryota; Metazoa; Nematoda; Chromadorea; Rhabditida; Rhabditidae
Exons: 7
Coding region: 1-1197 (398 amino acids)
Source: RefSeq, a predicted model, not a curated record
AUGCCAAGAAGUAUCAAGCAGAAAUUCAGAAAUCUGAAUUAUAAAAGGUCUGGUGCUGAUAAUGAUUGCCAAAUUAUUACAAAACGGUCAAGAGAAUUAAUAAUAAGCCACGAUAAUCUGGAUAUUAGUGAACGGAAUUAUGAAGAAUAUCUUAUGACUACAAAUUGCUCAAGUGCUGAGAACACGUUUGCUGAAUCCGGUACAAUUAGUGAAAGUUCUAAUUUGGUGGAAAAAAUUUCAGAUGAUACAAUAGAUGUGAAACUAAGAAAAUGUCGAGAUAGUGUGUUGUGCUUUAUUGGUGCUUCGUGCAUGUCCAGAAGCACUGAUGCAGACUUCAAACGAUACUUAUCAUCUCACAGCAAUAGGGAAUUAACUGAGAAUGCUACGGACAUUUGGAAAACACACAAAAAACCAAUGACAAUCAUCUACAUUUGCGAUUCCUGUGGAAAAACGUUUCGAAUCGCAAGAGAAUGUUGUGGACACAUUAUCAAAUACAUCAGAACUCAUGUUUUCGCGCAGAUUACAUCUUUAGUCCAACAUUAUCAAGACAAAAUCAAAGAUAUUCGAAAAAAGCUGAGAGUAGGCGAAGCCAAAUUCCAUAACUUGAGUAGCCAAAUGUUGAAACAGUUGUGGCAAAUGGAAACAAGUGAGAACGAGUUGAACUUAUCUCUGAUUUUGAGCAUUGACGGGGUUGCUUUGGAUGGUAACACUAAAUUGAAAAUUUGGCCUGUCACGUUGAUGAUGUUAGACUUGCCAACGGCUGACAUGCAGAAAAUUUCUAAUAUGGUGUUAGCUGGUGUAGCGGAGGGAAAAGUAAACCCGUCCACGUUUUUCUGGAACACGGUAGUAAAAUUACUGUUUUCGGAUGUGGAGAAUAAGACGGGUGUGACUGGAACUAUAAAAUUUAACUCCAGCAUUGUCUCAGUCUCAGCGGAUCAGCCAGUAGCAAGAUACGUUGAAAGAUUAGGAGACAAGACACUUGAAGAUUCUACAAGUAGCCGAUAUGGAUUUGGUGCUGUUGCUCCAGAAAUUGUCAAAUUUGUGUUCCCUUAUGAUUGCAUUAUUGAUCUUCUUCACAAUGGACCCGAGGGUCUUCUAGUCACAAUUCUGACAGAAGCUAUGAUUAUUUCAAAAAACCCAAAUGUGAGAUCGAAUUUGUUCGCAAAUCAGUCGAAUCUUCAAUCAAAAAAAAUCUGA